This is a messenger RNA of Poeciliopsis prolifica (blackstripe livebearer), 6487 nucleotides long. It is a transcript of the gene bsk146, whose product is annotated as brain specific kinase 146. NCBI's taxonomy places the organism in Eukaryota, Metazoa, Chordata, Actinopteri, Cyprinodontiformes, Poeciliidae. Gene Ontology annotation, molecular function: protein serine/threonine kinase activity; ATP binding. The coding region runs from base 962 to 2284 and encodes 440 amino acids. The transcript has 6 exons. The record is from RefSeq and is a predicted model, not a curated record. Gene Ontology annotation, biological process: peptidyl-threonine phosphorylation; peptidyl-serine phosphorylation.
UUCCCUCUCCCCGUUCCUUCCUCGCGCCGUCUUCAUCUCGCCUCCUCUCCUCCCAACCUGGAGACCAGAGCGAUGCGGAGACAAUAGGACGCAGAGCCGCAGGGAGGGGAGCAGGAUGCCCGGAUCCACAUCCAGCAGCGACACACGGCUCUGCGGAGGCUUCUGGCUGGACGCGUCGGUCAGACUCACCUCACUGUAGUAUGCGCUCUCGUCGACCUGCCUAUUUAUUAUUAUUAUUAUUAUGAGUCUGCGUGGACAGGGUGGACACUACAGCCUCCAAAUGGGAACCCACUGAAGGGGACAAAGAGAGAGCACAGGGCCUAUGUGCUGCCAUGCAUCACCCAAACUGACUCAUCCCUCCUCACCUGCUGCCAUCAACCUCUCUCUCUGUCCAUAUCACUCAAGGAGAUCACACCCCCACCGAGAAACAUCAAGGCCUGUGGUGGGAAUGACGAGGGCUGGCUUCACAUGACAUGAGUUACGAAAGCUUGCAAGCUCUUUUUUUGGACAUCAAAAACUGGAAAGCCUGAGAAAGUGUGAUGUAAAGUGGAUUUCAGAGGAGAUUGGCAAAGGAGUGCGUUGAAGAUAAGAAAAUGCUGUAAAUAUCAGAGCUAUCCAACUCCUCUGAGGAGCUUAUGUAAUGGUUCUGUGUUCGGCUGCAUGUGUGUUCCUGCGUUUCCUCCACUCGCACCUGGAUCUAUAGGCUGUAGGUCAGGACUUGGAUCAGCCUCCUCAGAAAGGAGAGAGAGAGAGAGAGAGAGAAAAGAAAGAAAGCAAGAAUAAUCACACUGCAGUAGGAAAUGGAUCUGCUGGAGCUGACUGUUGUUGGCUUGCUGCUUUGUGUGUACGUGUGACUCAGCUCCCAGCAGCCACCCAUGUGACCUCAGCUGCUAGCUGCUUCGCCUCUCCUCACUGACCAACACUUCUUCACCCCAGCCCGUCGUUGGAAACAGCUGCCACCAUGAGCUCCUCUCCGCUGGUUUCUCGAGCUAAUGUGGACAUCCUGGACGAGUUGCAGCUGAUCGCUGCUCAGAACCUGGAGAGGCUGGAGGUCAACAAGUACUAUGAAGUGAUCCGGGAGCUGGGGAAGGGUACCUACGGCAAGGUGGACCUGGUGAUCCACAAGAUCCGAGGUACAAAAAUGGCGCUGAAGUUUCUGAAGAAGAAGACGACGAAGCUGAAAUCAUUCCUUCGGGAGUACAGCAUCUCGCUAUACCUCUCCCCCUGCCCCUUCAUCAUCAACAUGUACGGCAUUGCCUUUGAGACGGACGAGUACUAUGUCUUCGCCCAGGAGUAUGCUUUGGCAGGAGACCUCUUCGACAUCAUUCCCCCACAGGUUGGUCUACCUGAGUCAGUGGCAAAGCGUUGCGUGCAUCAAGUGGCCAUUGCUCUGGAUUAUCUACAUUGUAAGAAGCUCGUCCACAGGGACAUCAAGCCUGAAAACAUUCUCAUUUUCGACAGAGAGUGUCGCAAAGUCAAGCUUUCAGACUUUGGCAUGACCCGUCGGGCUGGCUCGCCUGUAAAAAGAGUGAGUGGCACCAUUCCCUACACGGCCCCAGAGCUUUGCGAUGCCUCCCGCCAGGAGGGUUUCUGUGUGGACUACAGCACCGAUGUCUGGGCUUUUGGUGUGCUGCUCUUCUGCAUGCUGACUGGCAACUUCCCUUGGGAGAAGGCGCUUCCCACCGAUACGUUCUAUCAAGAGUUCAUCCACUGGCAGAGGAGGAGGACGAACACGGUGCCAUCGCAGUGGAGGCGUUUCACCGAGCAGGCACUGCGAAUGUUCCGCCGCCUGCUCUCGGUGGAGCAGGACCGCCGCUGCUCCGUUAAGGAGGUAUUCGGGUAUUUCAGCCACUCCUGGAUGCUGGAUGCAGAGCAUGACAACAAUGGCAAUGCAGGGGGGAGUGGUAGCGCGGAGAUGGUUGGUGGGAGCAACAUAGGAGGAGGAGGAGGGAAUGUGCGAGGAGAUAUGGAGGGCACCAUCUCUACUUCUUCAUCAGGAGAAGAAGAUGAGGAGCUCCUGGUGGAGAGGAUGAAGCAGCAGACUUUGUCGCCUCGUUCACCGCUCUCGCCCCUCUCUCCAAUGUCUCCCAUGGUGGUGGAAAGAGGCAGCGGUGGUGGCGGGGCCAAGGGAGCAAUGAUGGACCCGGGUGGAGGACAUCAUUUUGUGUCUGUCUCCACUAACAGCUCGGUGUCGUCCACUAACAGUUACGACCGAAUGCCACGGGAAAGCGGUUCCCCUGGCGGUCGCUUGCUAGUGGCUACACCCAUUGAGAUCUGCGUGUGAGCAUGACGAACUCUGCGACUGACUCAACCCACACUUCCAUACCUCUCGAACUGCAAUAGUUGUGCAUGCAUCGAAACAAGACCAGACUAAAAGUACUAACGUGUAUCCUGUUUUCUACAUCUCGGGAAGAAAGUCAACACGUUGAAGACUUAGGAGAUCUUAAUUGAAGGCACAUAGAGAAAGAUCUUUGAUUGGAUGUCAUCAGGAGAGGCUUUGUUUACAAUCCAGGGACAUUUUGAGAUGCAUUUCAUGAGAAUAUAAAGAAAAAGUGAGAAGCUCCGUGACUAAAACCAUCAGAAAAGAAAACCAAAAUGUAUUUUAUAGAGCAAUACUUGCAGCAAAAAUAAUUUGAGGGAAGACUUCACAAGCUGUGAUGAAGCGACGAAGGACUUGUUUCUAUGAUGAGGACUAAAACAGAACUCGAAGAAACACCCUGGUUGACGAAGUGAGACAAAGUGUAACAAAAAUGUGAAAGUGUGUUUGUGUGUAUGAAUCUUAAAAAAGUGUAUUUUGCUUUGAGAUACAAUUUAUUUAUUUAAUCGUACAGACUAAAAUUGUUUUUUCUAUUUUGUUUCUUUUUGUUUUUUAUAAUGUAGCUUUCUUUUUUUUUCCACUUUAGUGAAUACUGUAAAAUGACUUCCGACUCCUCUUCCCUGUGCAACACUUGCGGUCGGCUAAUAAGUCGGGGUGUAACGAUUUGUCCAGCUCAUGAGAUAUUGUGAUCCGUGACACUGAGUUCACCACAGAGAUUUGACUCACAAAUAAUGUGAAGGGUUCAAAAAAAUCACAAAAUGUAUUUUGAAAAAUGUCCAUUUAAGGUGAGAGUUAUUGAUUUCAGAUCUGUUAUGGUUUAUGCUUACCUUAAUUCACAAGUUAAAUCUAAACUAACAUUUUUGUUUUCAUCCAGUUUUUGUCAGAUUUAUAGCUAGAAAUGAUCAAAUAUGCUUCCUUAAAAUAAUACUAAAAACAUAUUUAGUUAAAUGCCUAUAGGAAGUUUUGUGUCAGAUGCUAGUAGCUUUAGCAUUGUUAGCUUCUGUUGGCUUCCCUAUAGCGUAUCAAAAUUACUGAUUUAAGUCAUGGUGUCAACUUCCAAAUGCUAAUUUAUCAGAUUGUUAUCAUCCAGCCCAAUUUGCCAUCCUCAAUUUGUGGUCAACUCAGUUAACGCAACACUAUCAUUUUUUUUCUUACUUUGGAUAAACAAACUGCAAAACAAUUUCCAGAUGUAGCUUGAAGCACUUAAUGUCAAAUCAGGGACUCGAAUCUGUUUCACCAGGUGAUCCUGCCCCACAUAUUAGCUAGACAAGAAUAUGUGUGUGUGACAGAAAUGUCAACACAUUUCAGUAUAACGAGAUUUCGCACCACAAAACACUGUUACACCCCAACUGAUGAGCAAACCGGUGUUAAUGCUCGCACCAGAAAAAUCUAACACUAUUCGCCUAACUUUAGGUGAGAGAAAAUGACUAUGAUGUCUCUAUUUUUAUAUUUACUCCUGAAAUUCUUUUAUCUUUGAAGCUUCACAGGAAAAAUCUGUCAGCGACGCUUUUUGUUUUCAUUGUGUUUUAUUUUUUACCGAACAUGUGUUUCCUUUGACACUGCUAUUGAAAUACUGUAUGUAGACUAAAAAGAGACGAUCUUAGCUCAAUUUGGAAGAAAAAAGAAAAUAACACCAACUUUAUAGCUGCAUGACUUGCUCACACUUACAGUAAAAAAAAAAAAUUACACUUGUGAAAGGAAAAGGUUUUGACAAAAUAUGUCAUCAUUUUUGCAGUAGCACACCUUCUCGCAUUGUAAUCAAGACUGAAUACCAGUGUUAUGAUCUCUCGAGAAUAUCUGGUACUAUAAAAAAACAAAACAGUAAUUAGUUUUUACUCUGUGUGAAAUAUCUGUGUUAUUGUGUGAUCAUCUCACCACUUUAAAGAACAGCUAAAAAAAUAAUAAGCAUGAGGGCACUGGAGCGAGAGGCUGUAAUCAGAAACCUCUGUUUCAUCUGAAGAGCUUUAUUCUAAAUGGCCUUUGAUGAGGUAGUGAAGCUUUUUGUAUUUUUUAUCCGAGUUAGAAUAAUGGCAAAAAAAGCAAAAAAAAAAAAAGCAAACCAUUCCUGUUUUUUGACUAUGAAAAAAUAAUUUAAGAAAAAUGAUAUUUUCCAAGGCUUAAAAAUCAUGUGUAGGAAUGGCUUUCGCUUUCCACACAUUAACCUGCAUGAACAUGUAUGUGCUAAAAACGCUCUCUUGUGAAAACCUGCGCAGUGUUUCUCCAACCCCAGGCCGUAGUAACCCGUAGAUGUAGUGCAGCCGCUGCCGACGAUGUGUUUCUUUAUCUUGUGAGUGUCAGUAGCCUCAGCAUGGAUACUCCCCGACGGAGGAACAGCCAGUCCAGCUAAAGCCCGUACGUUUGUGCAUUUUCAUCAUCAGUGGGCAUGUAUGCUAAGUACAUCUUGUGACAUCUCUGACCUCAUCAGCAGCCUUCUGGUUCAGAACAAAGGACUGUCCUGAUGCAGAAACUGUAGCCCCGCUGUUUUCUCCAGCUGGCUGUGAGCUACACGCUAAAUUCACAUGACCGCGUGAAACCUGUACAUGAGCUCAUGGAGCAAUUAAAGCACCCGGUAGAUACGGUUAAUGGCGUCUUUGAGUUAUUGGGGUUUAUUUUGCACAGUUUGAAAAGUCAGGGAAUUCCUAUUCCUAUUGAGAUACAUGGGUGUUGUAAUUCUUGUGUUUAUGUCUCGUAGGUUCCCCAUUGAGAGGCAUUUUAACCUUUUACUUGUUUAAAGUGGACAUGGGGCCAUGACAAGUAACCAGGUAGAUAAAGCGGCUGCUCAGGUAAAACGCAGGAGCUCAUGGUGUGGGAAAACAAAGGUGCGCCACCUAUCACUUGCUUUAAGGUAAUCCAGUUUUAAAACAAGCAACGAGCCGCGUGCUAACAUUGGCUCAUAGCCUGAGCUAACUGAGCUAACAGGAGUUUUGCUGUUAAGAGUCGAAUGAGAAAAAGCGUCAAAUGUUCCGUUCAAUAAGCAACUAAAAGCUUUGGCUAUGCCAGAUUUUUAUCUGAAGUUCAACUCCAAGUUGUUCUAAUUGUAAAAUGUGAAGUUAUUUUGGCAGCAGACGUUUCUGUGUCCUGAGAUAAUAUUCCAGAAAUAUUGACUUGGAGGUUAUUGCUAAGUUUCAAAUGUCCUAGCAAAGAUACAUUCAUGCCUGCAUUUGGACCACGAGAGAAAGAAUCCAUUUUUCUGGACUAAAUAUGGACUUUAAUAUGUUAACAUGACCUUUCCUCCGAUGUCAAGGUUCUGCCCGCUGUUAGCACAAAGUUUCCAAAAGUGUUUAGUGGCGAUAACUCCAGUGGUUAAAGAAUGCAGCGAUAAACAGAGAGAAACAAGAAGUUAUUUCAAAAGUUCUGCUAGAAAAUAGCUGCUAGAAUUUGACUUAUUUUCAAAAUGAUUACAGCAGCUUCAUGGAAGUUUACCCCUUUUUGAAAUUGCUUCUAAAAUUUAAAAUUCUAGAAUUUGGAUUCCAAAUUAAGAUUUUGCCCAUUAACUAACGUGGCAAUUGAGUAUUACUUUAGUUUCUAUAUUCAUGAAUGUGUUAAACUGAAGAAGACAUGACUAGUAAUUAUUCAGUUUUAGAAUCCAUCAUCAUCCGAAUCCCACCAGCAAUACUGUGUAUGUUAAAUGUAGCAGGAAUUUUACUCCGGGCGUUUUCGUUAACUGGAUGCACAAACUGGACGUUUUGUUUCAAUGUUGAAUCAUUGAUGUCAAACUUUUCUGUUUGUUUCAUUUGAGAAUGAACAGCUUUGUAAUCUUGUUGUUGGUUUGGUAAGAAAUUUAGGGACUUGCAGGCCAAAACCAGAGUACGUAAUCGGUUUUACCCUCACUCGUUUUCUUUGCUUCGAAAAAACUUUUGUGCUUGAGCUGAAAAUGGCGAAAUACAUUUAGAUUCCCGAGUUGGUGGAAGCCACUUGGCCCUUUUCGUUUCCUAGUGUCUGAGUCUGUGAUUGCUGCUUCGUCCUCUCAUCCAUAACGUGAUUUGUGUGUGUAAUGAAAUCCCUUCGUCUGUUUGGUGACAUAUUUCCCAUCAUUAUGAUUUUAGCAGAGUUUUGAUGAGUAGAUGACCACAGCACUAGAACUCCUACCCACUUUUGUCUUUGCAAAACAUCCGUCUUCCUGUAAGCUGAGAUUUAGUCAAUAAAAUGAGAAUAUGUGUUGGAGUGAAA